Molecule: messenger RNA, 2419 nt
Organism: Paramormyrops kingsleyae
Lineage: Eukaryota; Metazoa; Chordata; Actinopteri; Osteoglossiformes; Mormyridae
Gene: csnk2a2b
Product: casein kinase 2, alpha prime polypeptide b
Biological process (GO): regulation of chromosome separation; peptidyl-threonine phosphorylation; peptidyl-serine phosphorylation
Cellular component (GO): cytosol; nucleus; protein kinase CK2 complex
Molecular function (GO): ATP binding; protein serine/threonine kinase activity
Source: RefSeq, a predicted model, not a curated record
UUCCGGGUAUCUGUACUGCAAUCCGGAGUACGGGCCGGGGGGAAGUGAGGCUUCCAAAAACGAUCCCCCGAAACCCGACUCUUAGUGCUUUCUGCCGCAGAUUUCCCGUCUCAGCGCCCGGAGAGGGGGCGUCACAGUCGGGAAGGGGGCGCUACUCGCGGACGGCGGCGGCAGAAUUUCACUUCACCGGCACAGGGACCAUAAGCUUUCUGCACCGAUUUCUACCCCACCCCAUCCGUGCAUAUGCAUCCCGAAAACAGGGUGCGUUAUUAAAUCAGUAGCCCUAAUCUGGUGUUGACUGCACUUGCUGCCUGCUGCAUCUCCAUCCAUCCAUCGGCCCACCCAUCCAUCGCGGAAGGCUGGUUCGGCUGGUAAUCGUGCUCCACCUCCUGAGACGCGGGAGUCCCUGGUCGAAUAUCCCGUCUUCGAUCGGGGACUUGUGGCCCAUAGGGGGUGGGGGUUCAACCGCAGUCUCCAGAGUAUCCUUGUGCUCUCCCCUUAUAUUUCGAAAUAUAGUUAUCUAAGCAGGUGUACAGCCUGCUCCCCGUCUACCUCAGCCUCCCAUUUUCUCAUUCUCGUUGAAAUCUGUCGCUCCGUCGCUGGCCAGCAUUCAUCUUGCUCUUCAUCGAGUCCAGCUCAUCUCUCACAAGCUUUCUAGCGGCGAUCACUACCCGGCUGUACAGUGACCUGCCCUCACGCUUGGGGAAAAACCCCUUUCACGACACCAGAAUCGCGGCUCCAACGGGAGAGCCCGCUGCUCCGCUUACUUAAGCUUCGCCGAGUCCUGCAGGCAAACGAGCUCCCAGCAGCCGGAGCUCCCGCCGCUCGCCAUGCCCGGCCCCGUGGCCGGUAGCAAAUCUCGGGUUUACGCCGAUGUCAACACGCUGAAGAGCAGGGAGUACUGGGACUAUGAGGCCCAUGUGCCCAACUGGAGCAACCAAGAGGAUUACCAGCUGGUGCGCAAACUUGGCAGGGGAAAGUACAGCGAGGUCUUUGAAGCCAUCAACAUCAACAACAAUGAGAAGGUGGUGGUCAAAAUCCUCAAGCCCGUCAAGAAGAAGAAGAUCAAGCGGGAGAUUAAGAUCCUGGAGAACCUGCGGGGGGGAACCAACAUCAUCCGGCUGGUGGACACAGUGAAGGACCCUGUGUCUCGUACCCCAGCCCUGGUCUUUGAAUGCAUCAACAACACAGAUUUUAAGGAGCUGUAUCAGAAGUUAACUGAUUUUGACAUUCGUUACUACAUGUACGAGCUACUUAAGGCUUUGGACUACUGCCAUAGCAUGGGCAUUAUGCACCGAGACGUCAAACCUCACAAUGUGAUGAUCGACCACCAGAUGCGGAAGCUGCGUCUGAUCGACUGGGGCCUGGCAGAGUUUUACCACCCAGCACAGGAGUACAACGUCAGGGUGGCGUCACGCUACUUCAAGGGCCCAGAGCUGCUAGUGGACUAUCAGAUGUAUGACUACAGUUUGGACAUGUGGAGUCUGGGCUGCAUGUUGGCCAGUAUGAUCUUCCAGAAGGAGCCUUUUUUCCAUGGGCAGGACAACUACGACCAGCUGGUCAGAAUUGCCAAAGUUCUGGGGACCGAUGACCUAUUUGUCUACCUGCGCAAGUACCACAUCGAAUUGGACCCGCGCUUCAAGGACCUUCUGGGCCAGCAGACACGGAAACGCUGGGAACAGUUUGUUCAGUCGGAGAACCAGCACCUGGUGAGUCCCGAGGCCUUGGACCUGCUGGACAAGCUGCUGCGCUAUGACCACCAGCAGCGCCUGACAGCCACCGAGGCCAUGCAGCACCCCUACUUCUAUCCUGUUCUGAAGGACCAGUCUCUCUCCAACACCGGUGGUUCUCUGGCGUCCAGCGGCUCUACUGCGGCACGAUGAGAUCAGGAAAAUAUUUACCUCAGUUUUCCACCCCUUUGUGGCAGAAACAUGUUCAAGUGUACAGAGACUGGGUUGUUGUCCGUUACUCGCACACAUGUAUAUGCACACUCUCACACACACUCACAUGCACUCUCUCACUCAAGCUCACAUGCACACGCAGUCUCUCUGUAUUGGGGUGGCUGUCCCCAGUCAUUCCCAGCUACCAGGUUAAUGAGGUUGAAAGAACAUCUCAGUGCUGCCCUUAUCUUGUAUGUUAAAAGAAUUUUGAAAUUAAAGAAUUCCCCCCCACCCCCGUCCCCCAUCAUUACCCCUCAGGUUCUUGGAAACUAUCCCCAGCCCCAUAAGAACAAGCAUGGGGAGGGAAGAGAAGAAUGAGUUUACCCCCACCCCUCCCGACCCCACCCUGCCCCCAAGUUCUGUGUUCAGCCCUGCGGACCUGAUCUCUCACAUCGGGCUGUACUACCGAAGUGACAUUGUGGACCUUUCUCUGCUAUAGGUGUAAUAAUAUUCAUAAGAAUAAAUGAUUUUUAUUUAGA